Argentina anserina (silverweed cinquefoil) is the source of this 2818-nucleotide messenger RNA. RefSeq lists its product as uncharacterized. The transcript has 8 exons. Lineage: Eukaryota; Viridiplantae; Streptophyta; Magnoliopsida; Rosales; Rosaceae. The record is from RefSeq and is a predicted model, not a curated record. Gene Ontology annotation, molecular function: hydrolase activity, hydrolyzing O-glycosyl compounds; carbohydrate binding. Bases 157 to 2667 code for a protein of 836 amino acids. Gene Ontology annotation, biological process: carbohydrate metabolic process.
CUCUAUGCAGAAACAGGACGAGGUGCGGACUCUAAUGUAUUGCACAGCCAAUGUAGUCGAGAUUCAUUUCAGUACAGAGAUACAAACAAAUAUAGGGUCAAAAUAUAUGUGUUCUAUAUAUAGUAAGCUCCUGAACUCGAAAGAAAGAAGAGAAAAAUGUGUAGCCUCAAGAUCACCAAAAAGCACCACAAACACUUCAACAAUCCUUUCCCUGGCGCCCCUACAUCUCUCCCGCUCAUCCGAGGAAACCUCGUCUUCAAUUCUCAAACCGUGCCUUCCCCCCAGCGCUUUCCAAUUGGAAACGAUUUUGAGGUCUCUUGGAACACCACCAAUGGCGGGUCUCUGUCGAUUUCCCAUCGAUCGCAGCCGGAGAGAGCCAUAUGGUCCACCAUUCCCGGUCAAGCCUUCGUCUCUGCAGCCGUGGCUCAAACACGAGUGGAAGAAAGCAGGGGCUCUUUUGUGGUCGAGGACGUUAGUGUUGAUCUUGUCUGUCAUCACCAAACCAUUCAAGAUAUAAGAAUGGUCAGUCAGUUUGACCAUGACACUCCAUCUGCAUUUGGGUUCUCAGAUUCUCAGGGUACCCAGUUCCCUGCUGUGCUCGUAAGUGGCUGGCUUUUCAAUACUGAGAAGAGGAAGAAGCGUUUUCUCAAAGGGUAUGAAGGGAAGGGACCUUCUAGCUGUGCAAAGUAUUGGGUCUUGUUUGAACAGAAAUGCAAUCAUCAAGUUGGGUUCCAAGUGAAGAUCGGACCACCCAACUUUGAAUUCUCGUUUGUCACGAAAGCACCUAGUUAUAAGGGUUUUAGAACAAGGCGCAGGCUCAGGUGGUUCUGGCCCAGAGGGUUUGUCUUGCUUCCCUCUGAGUCUGAGGCUCAGGAAAUCAAAGAAUUCAACAGGGUGUGCCUGACGUAUUCAAGUGAUGGGAAGGAGAGGUUUUAUGGUUUUGGGGAGCAGUUCUCUUAUAUGGAGUUUAAGGGCAAAAGGGUGCCCAUAUUUGUUCAGGAACAGGGUAUUGGGAGAGGAGAUCAGCCAAUUACCUUUGCAGCUAACUUAAUCAGUUACAGGGCUGGUGGCGAUCGGACUACAACCUAUGCUCCUUCCCCUUUCUAUAUGACUUCAAAGAUGAAAUCUCUUUACCUUGAAGGAUAUAAUUAUUGCGUAUUUGAUCUGACACAACAUGACAGAGUUCAGAUACAGAUACAUGGAGAUUUAGUAGCAGGACGGAUACUUCAUGGAAACUCUCCAACUGAGCUCGUUGAAUGUUUCACUGAAACCGUUGGGAGACCUCCUACACUUCCUGACUGGAUUAUUUCUGGAGCUGUUGUUGGCAUGCAGGGCGGCACAGAAUCUGUACGUCGUAUUUGGAAUGAGCUCGAGAGCUACAAUGUUCCAAUUUCAGCAUUUUGGUUACAGGAUUGGGUGGGUCAGAGAGAGACCUUGGUUGGAUCACAACUCUGGUGGAAUUGGGAAGUAGAUUCAACAAGGUAUUCGGGAUGGCAACAUUUAAUCAAAGAUCUUAGUGCUCAGCAUAUUAAAGUGAUGACAUACUGCAACCCAUGUCUAGCUCCGUGUCAUGAAAAGCCAAACAGAAAGAGAAGCCUCUUUGAGGAGGCAAAGAAAUUGGGCAUAUUAGUGAAAGACAAGCAUGGAGAACCUUAUAUGGUUCCAAAUACAGCUUUUGAUGUAGGAAUGUUAGACUUGACACAUCCAGAUACUGGAAAUUGGUUCAAGCAGAUUCUUCAAGAAAUGGUUGAUGAUGGAGUCAGAGGAUGGAUGGCUGACUUUGGUGAAGGCCUGCCUGUGGAUGCCAUCCUCUAUUCAGGCCAAGAUCCUAUUUCAGCUCACAACAAGUACCCAGAGCUAUGGGCUCAAAUAAAUAGAGAGUUUGUUGAAGAAUGGAAAGCUAACCACGCAGGAAUUGAGAAAGAUCCACAAGAGGCCUUAGUGUUUUUCAUGAGGGCUGGUUUUAGAGAUAGCCCCAAAUGGGGAAUGCUCUUCUGGGAAGGAGAUCAGAUGGUAAGUUGGCAGAUUCAUGAUGGAAUAAAGAGUGCAGUUGUUGGUCUACUCAGCAGUGGAAUUUCAGGGUAUGCUUUCAAUCACAGUGAUAUUGGAGGGUACUGUGCUGUAAAUUUACCUUUCAUCAGGUAUCGCAGAAGUGAAGAGUUGCUUUUGCGAUGGAUGGAGCUAAAUGCUUUCACCACUGUUUUCCGGACACAUGAAGGAAACAAACCAUCUGGUAACAGUCAAUUCUACUCGAAUAAGAGAACUCUAGCUCAUUUUGCACGAUUUGCUAAAGUCUAUAAAGCUUGGAAGUUCUAUAGAAUCCAGCUUGUCAAGGAAGCAGCGCAUAGAGGCCUGCCUGUAUGCCGGCACUUAUUUCUGCAUUACCCAAAUGAUGAACAUGUUCAUAAAUUAAGUUACCAGCAGUUCUUGAUCGGUACUGAGAUUUUGGUGGUGCCUGUCCUGGACAAAGGUAUGAAUGAUGUGAAGGCUUAUUUUCCAACUGGUAAUAGCGGUUGGCAGCAUGUGUGGACUGGGAAGCAGUUCAGUGAAGAGGGUUUUGAAAGCAUAGUAGAAGCUCAAAUUGGUUAUCCUGCUGUAUUUGUUAAGACUGGUUCUGUUGUUGGAGAGACGUUUUUGGAAAACCUCAGAGAUUUGAAGAUUCUUUAAGUAGAGGUUCCUAUUUUUGGCAAUGUUUUUAGGGUGAUCUAUGCCACUAUGUGAUUAACUUUUCAAUCAUAGAUGUGAAGAUAAACUAUUCACUUUGUAGGGAUAUAAUCAUGAGUGUCACCCAAAACUCAUCCCUUAGAAAAAAUGCACA